This is a messenger RNA of Paramecium octaurelia, 3279 nucleotides long. Lineage: Eukaryota; Ciliophora; Oligohymenophorea; Peniculida; Parameciidae. The record is from the annotation of a GenBank genome assembly.
AUGCACAUGCUAUCAAAUUACUUUAAGUUGAACCCAGAGACAUAUUAGAAUUAUAUUUUGUGGAAAUCCACAAUGACCAUCGUGUCUUUGUAUUAAUGUUUCGACAUAGUCAUAACCAUAGCCCAGGCGUUGAAUUACUAGAUAGAAGGCCAAAAAUUGGUUUUUGUAUACCGCAUAAUGGUAAUGGAAUAUAACUCAACCUUGUAGAUUCAAGUGCUAUUGAUAAUCGCAUUUCAUAUUGCGAUGAGCAAAUUGAAGAGAGAAACCACCCUUUUAAUUAAUAUAGUCACAAUGCUCAAAUAUUUCAGCCUAAUAAUUCUAUGGUGUGAAACUGAUUAUGACCUAAUCUACACCAGUGAGUACGACCAAAGGAGUUAGGCGUUUGAAAUUUAUGGAAUCAUGAUAUUGUUUUUGAUUGCAAUCGAGUCUCAGCUGUGCAGAACUUUGGUAAUUCUGUUUUCACUCUUCUACUCUCUAUUCAGGUAUAAUAUGAACAUUACAGUCUAGAUUCCCAGCCUUCGCUAAUACCAUCGAAGUUAUAGGAUCUACUAGGAUAAUCUUCGGACAUGUAGUGAUUUAAUCUUUGUUGCUUUAUCAUUUAUAUUAAACUCGAAAUUCAAAUGAUGCUCUUUUGACGAGGAAUUUAAGCCCGUUGCUCACAUAGAGGGCUGCUCAUACAAACACCCAGAGAGAAAUGACUGAACCAUAAAAUAAAAAAAAUAACAUUCCAGAUAUGGCUAAUGACGAGUUCGAAAAUCUAAAUAAUUUAAAACUACUAGAGGAACAGUAUGAAUUAUUGCUGAUCAAUUUUUAAUGUGGAAUCUACAUAUUUGAAAAUGCUUAGCAACCAAUUAGAAUAAUAAAUUCAUUCAUGUCUCACAUCGUCUUAAUCAAUGACCAACUGAACCCAGAGUUGACUCAACUGGAAUUGUAUGAUUUUGGGUUGCUCUCAGAGGAACCCUGUACCAUACUGCCGAGCUUCCAUAGGAGCAAAGACAUCAGUAACUUCAUCAAAUUUACUUAAACCCUUGAGUACUAAUAUAUUAAUGCAUUUGAACUUAGAACAUCCAAUUUGACAACCUGUAGCCUGAGGAAAAGAAAGAGAUACAAUUCUUUUGUAGGAAGAUGCAAGUGAAAACCUUGAUAGAACAUCUCCUUGCUUUUUCGCAUAUAAAGUUUAAUUUGACUAAUUUUGCUUUGGAUUUUUCAUUAAAAAUUUAUAUAAAAAAAGGUAAUUUUCCAUAAUAAGUAUAUUAGAUAAACUUUACACUUAAGUUAUUUUGAAUCCAGUCAUCAUUUCUAAUAAACCUCAAAUCAUAUUGUACAUAAACGAUCUAACCGAAGAGCCCUUCAUUAUCCAACUUUAAUUAUACCAAAAAAAUAGUGAUGACGUUAUUCAAACCAUUUCCCAGAAAAUGAAAGAACCUUUGAACUGCACUUUGUCCAUGUUAGAAUUGGUCCAAGUAUUUCAUAUUCUCCUAAUCUUAACAUAGAAAGAAGUCAAUUUAGAUCUCCAAACAAAAUACAUAGAUCCAGCGUUGGCAGGGUGCAAACUCUUGAUUAGCACAGCAAAUGACUUUUAGGAUUACGUCACUAUGCAUAAAAAGAAUAAAUUAGACAGAAAUUUGAUGGACAUCCACACAAGAGAAUUCAUUUCGGAUUGUUUAAACAUCAUCAAAGCAUAAGCACUCUUUAGAGGACUAAAUAUACAGGUGCAUGUCAAAUAAAAUGUUCCAAUGUUUCUCAGAACUGAUCCCAAUAGAGUUAGACAGAUUGUACUGAAUUUGUUAAGUAUUAAUAUGUGGGUAUAAUAGUCAAAUCCAUUCAGGUGACUAUAAAUGGGGGCAUAGAGAUUUCUUGUUAAAAGUCACCUCUAUUGACUGAUCAUAUUGAAAUCAUCAUUAAAGUCAUGGCUCAAAGUGUGAAUGAAGGGAUUCUCGAGAGCGUUGAACAAACUCUGAAGCACUUGAAACAACAGACUUUAGUUAGUAAAUAGGUCAUAGACAUUGUUGCAACAUCUAAAUAAUACUCGUUCUCCAUAAUUACAGCAUUCUACAUAUCUAUGGCUGUGGCUAUAAUGCCUUUUGAGUUUAAUUCAAUAAAGACUGGCGAUGGCACUUAGUUUUAUUUUAUUUUAUUGAUAAAGAAUGAGAAUCCUAAUUUCAAUAAGUAACUUACCCAAAAAAGGCAAUCUGCGUUGGUUGCAAACAAGUCUCAAUUUCAUUAGGUGUUUGGUUAGAGCAGUCAAUUCAAGAGGCAUUAGUCAUAGAGGUUAACAGAGAUAAGCAGAAUAUAGGUGUAAGAGAAACUGAAGAAAAUGAAACGAGAAUCUUAGGAAGAGACGAUAUCAGGCAAGAUAGAGCCUCAGUUGCCUCAGUUUGGGCAAUCUGAAGCUUCUGACAAUCAAUAACCUGGCAAGUCUUAUUCUGUUUCUUAAAUCUCAGAACAGGACGACUCGUAAUAGAGUUCCUCAUCAUCUGACUCGAAGGAUGAGAUGAACAAAGGAGAAUGUGAUGGCGAUAUCUAAUCUAGCAAAUCAAGUUUUUAAAUAAACGAAAAAAUAGAGAAAAUUGAAAAGCAACAAAAACCUUCUUAAUUUCUUGAUACUAUCAUUCGUGUUAAAGAACCAAAGGCAAGAAAGAUUUCGGUUAGUAUUAUCUAGUCGAGAUUGAGUCCUUAAGUUUCAUAAUAGCUUUCGUCUAAAUAGAGAGAUUCCCUAUUGACUUUUGGAGGACGUUCAUCGGUGUAUUCUUCAAUGAGGAUAUCUUCAGUAAAUCUAGGGCCAAAUGAGUUAUUGGAUUGCUUUGAAAAGAUGGAAAGAAUCAAAUAGUAGUAAUUCGUUUACAAAUGUCAAGUAUAAAUAUAGUAAUUCAACUUUAGUGUCCGAAGAUCCUAAUUUGCGAAUAGAAUGAUUUUGAUUUAUACGCUAUAUCUCAUCAACUGAGCAAUCUCAAAAUUCCAUACAUUUAUACAAUGUAGAGAUUGCAUAUCGUUGAUUAGUUAAGGAAGCAAUUUUCACAAUUCAAGACCUGUUGUAAAGGGUAUCACAUCGUAUUCGUUGGAGUGGAGUUUGUGAAUGAACAAUUCAGUUCAGAUUGUGCUAAAAUAAAGGCUGUAUUGGCAGAAUAUUAGAAAGAUACAAGACUAAUUGGACUGAUUGGAUUUUAAGAUGAAGAUAGCAAACUCGCAAUAAAAAAACUACCAUUUCAUGAUUGCUUGUAGAAACCAAUAAUGAUUGAUGCCUUGCUAUUCAUUUUAGCCAAAUGGGUCAAAUUGUGA